CCGGGGGGGCUGUGAGCGCGGCCCCCGGUGCCGGUGCCGGUGCCGGCCGCCCCGCCGCGCCGCACGGAGCAUGCCUCUGAGCCCCGCCGGCAGCAAACAUGAGAGCCCGGAGUCGCCGCCACCAGAACCGCCGCCGCCACCGGAGCGACAGCCCCGCGCCUCCGCCGGGGAGCCGGGCUCCGUCCUGCGGGAGGACACGCGCCUGGACCCGACCCGCGGCCCCGCCGGGCCCCGCUCCCCGAAGCUGGCGGCCCCGGCGCGGAUGGAGGAGCCCGCGCCCGGCGCCAUCGUCGUCCGCAUCGGCAUCCCCGACCUCCAGCAGACGAAGUGUCUGCGGUUGAAUCCGGACGUUCCCGUGUGGGCCUCCAAGCAGCGCAUUCUGUGCACCCUCAACCACAGCCUGAAGGAUGUGCUCAACUACGGGCUCUUCCAGCCGGCCUUCAAUGGCAGAGCAGGGAAGUUCCUGGACGAGGAGCGCCUGCUGCGGGAGUACCCCCUGAAUCCCGACACUCCCGUCCCCUACCUGGAGUUCCGGUACAAGCGGCGUGUGUACACCCAGCCUUUACUGGAUGACAAGCAGUUUGCCAAGCUCCAUACCAAGGCAAACCUGAAGAAGUUCAUGGAAUACGUGCAGAUGCUGAACACGGAGAAAGUCUGCAGACUGCUGGAGAAAGGACUGGACCCCAACUUCCACGACCCAGAUACUGGAGAGUGUCCCCUGACGGCGGCGGCUCAGCUGGAGCUCAGCACCGAGAUGAUCAAAGCCCUCAGGAACGGGGGAGCACAUCUGGACUUCCGCACACGGGAGGGGAUGACGGCGCUCCACAAAGCUGUGCGCUGCCGCAACCACGCGGCGCUGCUGACAUUGCUGGACCUGGGGGCCUCCCCUGACUACAAGGACAGCCGGGGGCUGACACCGCUGUACCACAGUGCCAUGGUGGGAGGGGAUCCCUACUGCUGCGAGCUAUUGCUGCACGACUACGCCAGGCUGGGCUGUGUGGAUGAGAACGGCUGGCAGGAGAUCCACCAGGCAUGUCGCUAUGGCCACGUUCAGCACCUGGAGCAUCUUCUCUUCUACGGCGCUGACAUGACUGCGCAGAACGCCUCAGGAAACACCGCUCUUCACAUCUGUGCUCUCUAUAACCAGGAGAGCUGCGCUCGGGUUCUCCUCUUCCGUGGUGCGAGCAAAGAGAUCCGCAACUACAACAGCCAGACAGCGUUCCAGGUGGCCAUAAUUGCAGGAAAUUUUGAGUUGGCUGAAAUCAUCAAAACCCACAAAGAGUCCGAUGUUGUGCCUUUCAGAGAAACUCCCAGCUACACCAAGCGGAGACGGAUCCUCGGUGCCGGCGGCCUCUCCUCCCCUCGCAUGCUGCAGCGCUCGGCCAGCGACAACAACCUGAAGGCGGAGAGCCGGGCGUCCUACUCACCGGUGCCCUCCCUGCGCAGCCUCCCCCCCCAGCUGCUCCUGCAACGAGUGCAGGAGGAGAAGGAGCGGGCCAGGAGUGCAGGAAUGAGCAGCCACGUUCCCUGGCCCUGUGCAGGACACGCAGGAGGAGCUCGUUUUUCCCCCCGAGGCCCCGGCGGCGCCGCGGGUCCCCCCGGGCCCGGCCCCGGCCCCGAGCCCGCUCCGCACGCCGCGCCCGCCCCGCUGCGCGGCCCCAAGCGGAAGCUGUACAGCGCCGUGCCCGGCCGUAAGUUCAUCGUGGUGAAGAGCUACGCGCCGCAGGGAGACGGGGAGAUCCAGCUGAACCGGGGAGAAGCCGUCAAGGUGCUGAGCAUUGGCGAAGGUGGCUUUUGGGAAGGAACUGUGAAAGGAAGGACCGGCUGGUUCCCAGCAGAAUGUGUGGAGGAGGUGCAGAUGCGACAGUACGACCCGCGGCAAGAAACCAGAGAAGACAGAACAAAGCGUCUCUUCCGACAUUACACUGUGGGCUCCUACGACAAUUUCACCUCUCACAGCGACUACAUCAUCGAGGAGAAGACGGCGGUGCUGCAGAAGAGGGAGCAUGAGGGAUUCGGGUUUGUGUUGCGCGGGGCCAAAGCUGAAACCCCGAUCGAGGAGUUCACCCCGACGCCGGCCUUCCCCGCGCUGCAGUACCUGGAGUCCGUGGACGUGGAGGGCGUUGCGUGGCGGGCCGGGCUCCGCACGGGAGACUUCCUGAUCGAGGUGAACGGCGUCAACGUGGUGAAGGUGGGGCACAAGCAGGUGGUGUCACUGAUCCGCCAGGGGGGGAACCACCUGGUGAUGAAGGUCGUCUCCGUCAGCCGCAAGCCUGAGUCAGAAGAGGUCGUUCGGAAGAAGGCUCCGCCGCCGCCCAAGAGAGCGCCCAGCACCACGCUGACACUGCGGUCCAAAUCCAUGACGGCUGAGCUGGAGGAGCUGGCCUCCAUGCGGAGAAGAAAAGGGGAGAAACUGGACGAGAUCCUGGCGGCCGCCGAACCCGCACUGAGGGCCGACAUCGUGGAGGCGGAUUCGAGGGCGGCCACGGUGAAACAGCGCCCGACGAGCCGCCGCAUCACCCCGGCCGAGAUCAGUUCCCUCUUUGAGCGGCAGGGCAUGGCGGCCCACGCGGGGGUCCUGGCGGGAGCGGAGAAACCCCACGUGUCGCUGCGCAAAGGGAUCCCGAGGACCAAAUCUGUAGGUGAAGACGAGAAACUGGCUGCUUCUUUGCUGGAUGGGAAGUUUCCACGGAGCACGUCGAUGCAAGACACCGUUAGGGAGGGGCACGGCAUCCCCCCGCCCCCCCAGACGGCCCCGCCCCCACCUCCUUCUCCAUACUAUUUCGACACGGGCCCCCCUCCAUCCUUCUCUCCGCCCCCGCCCCCAGGGAGAGCGUACGACACCAUCAGGUCCAGCUUUAAGCCCAGCCUGGAGGCGAAGCUCCACGGGCUGCCGCAGGUCAUCAGCGCGGCCGAGAUGUACGACCAGGCCAGGACGUCCAUCCCCUACCCCGAGAGGCAGAAGAGGGCCCGGUCCAUGAUAAUCCUGCAGGAUUCCUCCCACCUCCCCGUGGAGCCGACAGAGAUCCCCCGACCCGGCCCAUCCGCGACCCCUCCGGAGAAGCUGAAGAGGAAGGGGAGGGUGAUCGACAACCCCUACGCCAACAUGGGGCAGUUCAACGUCAGCCUGUUCGCUCCCACCAAGCCGCAGAGGAAGAAGAGCCCCCUGGUCAAGCAGCUGCAGGUGGAGGACGCGCAGGAGAGGGCGGCGCUCUCCAUCACGGGGGGCUUCCCCAGGGAGCCCUCUCCCACCCGCCGGAGCCAUCGGCUGAGCGGCGUGGACUACCAGCACCACGCCGGCAUCGCGCAGGUGGAGGCCACGAGCAUCCCCUUCGCCACCGCCAUCGCCGGGGUCAUGAAGGACAGAGACCGACGGCUGGACGAGAGGCGCAAAUCCACUGUCUUCCUCUCGGUCGGGGCCAUCGAGGGCACCCCCCCCAGCAGCGACAUGCCAUCCCUGCAGCAGUCCAGGUCUAUCGAUGAGCGGCUGUUAGGAAGCCGAGAUGUACUACUGCCUUCCCCCGUCUCAGCUUUAAAGCCAUUAAUCAGCAGCUCGUCCUCUACGUUCAUCCACCCCCUGACGGGGAAGCCCCUGGAUCCCAACUCGCCACUGGCGCUUGCGCUGGCCGCAAGGGAGAGGGCCCUCUCCACCCAAGUCCCGUCCCGGUCGCCCACCCCGAUCCACAGCCCGGACUCGGACAGAGCGGCCCCCCUGUUUGUGGACAUCCAAACCAAAGAACCGGAGAGGGUGGAGCUGGAGAGCCUGGUGUCCCCCGCAUACUCGCCCGCGGGGAAAGGGGCCGCAGCGGCGGUGGACGUGGCGGCGCUGACCCCCGCCAAGAGCCCGUGGGGGACUCCAUCCACGCUGAGGAAGGAGGCCGAGGCGAGGGUGGAAGCGCCCGGCAAGGAGGAGAAGAAGCCGGAAGACAAGAAGUCCAUGAUCAUCAGCAUCGUGGACACGUCGCAGCAGAAGACCGCCGGCCUGAUCAUGGUCCACGCCACAAGUAACGGCCAAGACGAGCUCGGACUCGAGCUGAAGGAGGACAAGCCGCCCGUGCCCGAGGCGCGUGUGGAGCCGGCAGAGCCGCCCCCAGCGGAACCACAGCCCAGCCCCGCCGGGAAGGCACCGGGCAGCCCCGCCACCACCGGCAGCGAGAAGACGCUGGGUCAGGGCAGCUCGGAGGAGGAGGUGGAGCCCUACACCGUGACGCUGCCGCCGGCGCAGCUGUCCUCGAGCGACGAAGAGACCCGCGAGGAGCUGGCCAAGAUCGGGCUGGUGCCUCCGCCCGACGAGUUCGCCAACGGGGUCCUGGUCACCACCCCCGGGACCCCCGUCAGCCACCUGGCGACGCCCGGCGCGACGCCCGCACCAGCGGCAGCCGCUCCCCCCGCGGGCGGAACACCCUCAGGGAAGCCCCCCGACGCCCCCGCGGCCCCGGAGUCGGCGGCCGACUCGGGCGUGGAAGAGGUGGACACCAGGAGCUCGAGCGACCACCACCUGGAGACCACGAGCACCAUCUCCACGGUCUCCAGCAUGUCCACGCUGUCCUCGGAGAGCGGGGAGCCCACCGACACCUACACUUCCUUUGCGGAUGGACAAACUUUUAUACUCGAGAAGCCACCAGUGCCUCCAAAGCCAAAACUCAAGUCCCAGCUCAGCAAGGGGCCAGUUACUUUCAGGGACCCACUUUUGAAGCAGUCUUCGGACAGCGAGCUCAUCUCCCAGCAACAUGCGGCCACGCUGGCGUCAGCCAGCAUCGGCCGGCCACGCUACCUCUUUCAGAGAAGGUCCAAGCUAUGGGGGGACCCCAUGGAGAGCCGCCCGAUCCACGGCGCCGACGACGACAAGCCGACCGUCAUCAGCGAGCUGAGCUCCCGGCUGCAGCAGCUCAACAAGGACACGCGGUCGCUGGGGGAGGAGCCGGCCGGCUCCGCGCUGGAUCCCGGCAAGAAAUCUCCGGUGGUCGCGGCACGACUUUUCAGUAGUUUAGGAGAACUCAGCACCAUUUCCCAGCGGAGCUCCGGGACCACCUACACGGUUCGACCUGGCAGUCGCUAUCCCGUAACCCGACGUACCCCCAGCCCCGUGAAGCCGGCUCUGGAUCGGACAGAGCCGCUCAGCACCGUGCGGCCCUACGGCCUGACCCCUCCCACCAUCCUCAAAUCUUCCAGCCUCUCCAUCCCACACGAGCCCAAGGAGGUGCGCUUUGUGGUCAGGAGCGUGAGCGCCCGGAGCCGCUCCCCAUCCCCGUCCCCCUCGCCAGGGCCACCCCUGCACACCCUGCACCCGCCGAGGCCCUUCAUGCAGAAACCCCUCCACCUGUGGAACAAGUACGACGUUGGGGACUGGCUGGAAAGCAUCAACUUGGUGGAGCACCGAGACAAGUUUGAGGACCAUGAGAUCGAGGGCACGCAUCUGCCCGCCCUCACCAAGGAGGACUUUGUAGAGUUGGGGGUGACACGGGUCGGCCACCGGAUGAACAUUGAGCGGGCGCUCAAGCAGCUGGUGGACAGCUGACCGUGUCAGGCAGCGCCGGCCUCUUCCAGAGCCACUGACAGGGGUGGGGGGACGUUUCUACCAGACUAAUAAAACCCAUUUUGAUUCUC
Coturnix japonica (Japanese quail) is the source of this 5607-nucleotide messenger RNA. The record is from RefSeq and is a predicted model, not a curated record. NCBI's taxonomy places the organism in Eukaryota, Metazoa, Chordata, Aves, Galliformes, Phasianidae.